Sitophilus oryzae (rice weevil) is the source of this 839-nucleotide messenger RNA. RefSeq names its product MOB kinase activator-like 1. Bases 8 to 307 code for a protein of 99 amino acids. NCBI's taxonomy places the organism in Eukaryota, Metazoa, Arthropoda, Insecta, Coleoptera, Curculionidae. Gene Ontology annotation, biological process: hippo signaling; positive regulation of protein phosphorylation. The transcript is spliced from 2 exons. The record is from RefSeq and is a predicted model, not a curated record. Gene Ontology annotation, cellular component: nucleus; cytoplasm. Gene Ontology annotation, molecular function: protein kinase activator activity.
UUAUUUGAUGACGUGGGUGCAGGAUCAGUUAGAUGACGAAACGUUGUUCCCUUCUAAAAUAGGCGUACCCUUCCCCAAAAACUUCCAGUCCAUCGCCAAGACCAUCCUCAAACGCCUGUUCCGCGUUUACGCCCACAUCUACCACCAGCACUUUAGCGAGGUGGUACAACUCGGCGAGGAGGCCCACCUCAACACCUCCUUCAAGCACUUCAUCUUUUUCGUGCAGGAGUUCAGCCUGAUCGAACGAAGGGAACUGGCACCGUUGCAGGAGCUCAUCGAUAAGCUGACAGCGAAGGAGCAGCGAUAAAAAGUGGGGUUAUGUAGGGAGGACCUGGGCCUUUUUUAGUUUUAUUCUUUUUUUUGUUAGGAUUCAAUCGUUUGUUUUGGAUUGGAAUGCAGGGAGGAAGGUAUUUUGCUAGAGUGUCGUGUAGUUAAGUAGAGGUUUGGAAUUGAUGACAGGAGAGGUACAUUUGUACUUCUGUUUGGGUAGUUAUACAGGAUUUGUCAAGAAGUUUGCGACAAAUGGGUUUAUGCGCUACCAAAUAAAGCUUAUUCGCAAUUAUUUUAUAUUUCCAAUAACUAAAGCUUCAUUUAGAACUUUGCAAUUAGUUGAAUAAAUUUAGUGGUUCCAAUUACACUUUAUACUUUUUAGUUUACAAUCAUUCAUAAUAUUUAAAAAAACACAAUUAAAAUUAAUAGAAUAUCCUAGCAACAGCUUGCGUUAGUCAGUUGUAUCCAUAGAGAAAAUCAAAUAUUUAGCUUUUAAAACAAUAAACUUUUGAUUCCUAACCACAAUUUCUCUUGACUGAAGAUAAUCACAGGCCAAAAUUACAUUUCUC